AUGACUCACCCAUAUUUUUGGUCACCUUCAAAACGUCUUGGAUUUCUUCAAGAUGCUUCGGAUCGAUUUGAAGUUGAAGAAAGAGAUCCACCAUCCUCAUUACUUCAACGAUUAGAACAAAAUGCUGUUCAUAUAAUAAGUCCUGAUUGGUAUAAACGAAUUGAUAAGAUUUUGGUAGAAAAUUUAGGAAAAUAUAGAAAAUAUGAUGGAUCUCGAAUUAGGGAUUUAUUAAGAGCACUCAGAAAUAAGAAACACCAUUACCAGGAUUUACCUGAAAAUGUUAAACGAUCUUUGGGUGAAAUACCUGAAGGAUUUUUGUUUUAUUUUACUUCGAGAUUUCCAAAAUUAAUGUUACAUGUAUAUUAUCUUAUUGCGGAAUCUGAAUCACUAAGAAAUGAGAGCAUAUUUAAGCAUUAUUUUGAAAUUCCUGGUGAAAAUUAA
Molecule: messenger RNA, 441 nt
Organism: Diversispora eburnea
Lineage: Eukaryota; Fungi; Glomeromycota; Glomeromycetes; Diversisporales; Diversisporaceae
Source: the annotation of a GenBank genome assembly